Molecule: messenger RNA, 921 nt
Organism: Nanorana parkeri
Lineage: Eukaryota; Metazoa; Chordata; Amphibia; Anura; Dicroglossidae
Product: olfactory receptor 12D1-like
Exons: 1
Coding region: 1-921 (306 amino acids)
Biological process (GO): G protein-coupled receptor signaling pathway
Cellular component (GO): membrane
Molecular function (GO): olfactory receptor activity; G protein-coupled receptor activity
Source: RefSeq, a predicted model, not a curated record
AUGGAAGAGUUGAAUACAACACUGAUAACUGAGUUCAUUCUUCUUGGGAUCACUGACCUUCCAUGGCUCCAAAAGGUCUUGUUUGUCCCAAUUCUCACCUUUUACCUUCUUAACUUAUUAGGGAAUCUCACAAUUGUUUUCCUUGUGAUAGAAGAAUCAGUUCUUCAUUCACCAAUGUACUUUUUUUUAGCUAAUCUUUCCUUUCUUGAUAUAUUGCUUUCUUCUAACACUAUCCCAAAAAUGAUGACAGGAAUCUGGAUGGAAAAAUCAAUAUCUGUUAAAAACUGCAUCACGCAAAUGUAUUUAUUCCACCUCUUUGGGUGCACUGAAGGUGUUCUUCUGGCCGUCAUGGGUUAUGAUCGAUACGUGGCUAUCUGCAAACCUCUUCAAUAUGUAAUCAUUAUGAGAAAGAGUACUUGCAUCAAACUAGUAUUGACAUCCUGGAUUGUUGGUCUAACUUAUGCAUUAGUAAAUGCAUACAUGACAUCAAGGCUUGCUUUUUGCAGUAAGAAUAACAAAGUGAAACAUUUCUUUUGCGAUGUUAAGCCAGUAAUAAAGUUGGCAUGUGAAGACAUCCAUUUCAGUGAAUUCACAAUGACCAUAGUCAGUGGAUUUGCAAGUACAACUAGCUUUUCUCUUACCAUCCUAUCUUACUGCUAUAUAGUUACCCAUGUUAUUAAAAUGCACUCUACGCAAGGUAGAUCCAAGGCUUUCUCAACAUGCUCUGCACACUUGACCAUUGUUAUCCUAUUCUAUGGGACAGCCAUGUGCACUUACCUUGGACCUACUUCAGAAACAUCAAUAGAAAAAGAUAGAAUUGCUGCCAUAUUAUUUACUGUUAUCACUCCAACACUUAAUCCCAUUAUUUAUACACUUAGAAACAAAGAUAUUAGGAAAUCAUUAAAAAAAUAUGCUAAAUAA